This is a messenger RNA of Anas platyrhynchos (mallard), 6329 nucleotides long. RefSeq lists its product as uncharacterized. The record is from RefSeq and is a predicted model, not a curated record. NCBI's taxonomy places the organism in Eukaryota, Metazoa, Chordata, Aves, Anseriformes, Anatidae. Gene Ontology annotation, molecular function: guanyl-nucleotide exchange factor activity. Gene Ontology annotation, biological process: positive regulation of Rho protein signal transduction.
CUUCAAGAUAAAGAUGGGUUUGGAACAAACCAAGACGUCAGUAAGAAGCCAAGCAAGCACUUAGGCAGGCUGGGUGCUUCCGGCAGGGUGGAACAGCUAACUCCAGUCAGCAUAAGCAAAGCUUUGUCUGAGGAACCUCCACCUCUUGCUUGGAACAAGUGAAAAAGCAGGGGGAUGAAAAAAAAAAAAAAACACAAACAGAUUUUCUUAGAUAACUGCAUGUUUUUUAAGGAAAAUGCGUAUGACUUCCACAGCCAGUAUGCUGCCUUGUAACGUGGCUGCAGCCCAGACAGUUGCACAGGCUCCUAGCCUCAGCACGGCCAUUGGCACCAUCAGCUUCAUCUCAAACCAUGAAGACAGUGUUAAAUCCAGAAGGGACUCCAGCACAGUCACUAUGACCUGGUCCACAGUAAAAAACCUCCAGCCAGAGGCUGCUGCUUAUCGAUCUGCGUAGAAAGGAAGGAGAACACAUGGCUGCGGUAGUGCCUGCGCUAUUAAUAGAGGUAUUUAUUAGUAAAGCUGUACAGGAGCAGUAUUGCUACAGCAGCAACAAGCGAUCUGGAGAACGAAUUUCUCUGAUGGAUAUGGAUAAAAUUGAAGGGGCAGCAGCUGUUCUCCUGCCAGAGGUGCCACCAGAAGGUCAUGGGGCAGCAAGAUGGCAGCAAAAGGAACAGAAACCACACAGCCUCUGAAAGGAACAGGAGGCAAAGCAGUGUCCUCUGCUGGCCCCUGCAACUGAGGAAAAUUCCUAUUUACCUAGACAGUUGUUUCUGUUUUUUUUUUUUUUUUUUUUUUUUUUUUUUUUUUUCCCCAGCUUUAGCUGUAAUUGGACUCGCAAACAACAGGAUGCUCAUCUCCAGCAGAGACCCAGGCAUGAGCUCCAGCGUUACGCUGCAAAGUCCAGGGGCGUCUCCUGGCCUCGCAGAGCGGCUGUAACUGGAGCAGGGAGCCGGGGACGGGCGAUCGAUCACCCCGAUGCUAUUCCACCUCUCGCCUCCCAGUCUUCACUGCCCAUUUCCACAGGAGCUGAACCUGGCACAGAGACCUGCUCUGCACUGCGAAACAUCACGAACAUCAGGCGCGAGGAGGACCGGACGCGUUCUCCAAGCAGCAGGGUGAGGGCUAUCCACAAAUGAGCACGCACAGAGGAGGAGGCAGCCCGUAGCAGCAGGAGCUGGAAAGGUCAUCGAUGGCAAUAGGUCUCCAACUUCUCCUCACCGUCCUUCCUUAUAGCACAGCAACGCUGAGACAUCCUCCAGGUGUCCUUGUGCACAGGAAAAAACUCUUCACCGAAGAGGUGCCGGGAACACCUCUGGGACCCUGAGCGACCUCUGGCUCUGUCUCUUCCUCUGGGAGAUGAGGCUCGCUGCAGGCUUUGUGUGGUUGUGAUUUAAGAGCCCUCGGUGGAGGACGCUCUGCAAGCGUGAUGCUCCUGAAAGCCCCCUCCGUGAAGGUGACAUGAGAGUCUGGCAGGCCUCAGAAGGGAAAAAAAAAUAAAACCUUGUAAAUGGGAUGGACACAGCCAGAGCUGAACACAGCCAGCUCCAAGCGGGCAGCGCUGCAGCGCCGGGUCCUGGCAGCAGCUGAGGACACCACGAAGCUCGCCACGUCCCUGCGGGCUGCGGGGGGCUCGAGUGGCACCCCUGAAAGUCCCGAUCAUGUUAUAACCUAUGAUCACAGAAAGCCCCGAUCCUCACGUUUCUCUGCUGUCACCUGUGGGCUCCUCCAGAGCCGCGAAGAAAGGGGAACUCCAGCCCCACCAUGAGAAGACUGGGUCUUCUGCGCGUGGCGACUCCACCCGUGUGGGAGCUCUGUUAAGGGAGUGCCCGGCAGCACACUUUGCUGUCUGUGGUCUGUGGACAUUGACUGGCACCUAAGCGACACCCAGCUCCCUCCUCUCCCCCUAGAAGCCACUGUCUUAGAGCCUCCAUGCGCAUUUGCUAUGACAUACAUCAAUGUUGAUGAGAGACAGGAACACUGCCGGGUCUUGAGCUGCCAAAAUAAUCAGCUCUGCGCACAACAUGGCUUAAAGGAUUUUCCGGUUAGCAGCAUGCAUCCUCUAAAGAACUUAGACACUCGCAUUUGGUCCGGGGACUUCCACACUCUAGACUCCUGCCGCACAGGCAAGGCAGCUUUGGGCAGUGCUGUGGAAAACCGCCUGUAUCGGAGCGUGGAGAACCUUCACUGGGCGGCAGUGGCUGACUCAGGGCUGCGUUCUCACUGCCGGAGCCUGGACAACGAGAUCAGCUUUGGCUGUAGAGGCAGCAGUCAGUGGGCAGAAGGCUGUGUGGAUGUGGCCCCACUACAGAGCACGUCGGACUCGGUGAGAAACCUUUCUCUCCGCCCCAAGCAGACAUCACGGGCAGCGCAGAACGUGCUGCCCUUUGCCAAAGUGCCUCAGUGGCUCUUCCCCUCUGCAGAGGAAAGAGCCCUACGCGGGGAUGCCAAAAAAGAACUGAAGGAGAAGCUGAGGCUGCACAGCAGUAAGGUGGCUGAGCCCAGCAAGCCGCUGCGCCCGCAGGCAGCCCUGAGUGAGCUGGUGGCCCAGGAGCUUUCUGAAUGCCAGCUGUGCCAGCAGCACAGGAACGGCUGUGCUGUCAGCUGCUGCACGGUUUUGGGGGAGCACACGGCUCUCAGGCACGGCCUCGCGGGGAGGCAGAGCUGCUGUGCUGCACACAGGCCCGUCAGUCCAGAAGACAUCAAGCAGGAGGCGCAGAGGAGGCUGCAGCUCCGAAGGCAGAACAGCUCACCCAGCCUGCCCUUUCAGCGUGCUGGGGAAAGCCCGGAGAUGGCAAAAUCCAGAACAGCAGAGUUCCUGGAACAGCGCGGUGGGGAAAUAACGCUGGGGCAGGGCAAGAAGGGCCGCUGCAGAGGAAGGCUCUACAUCCCCACCUUUGAGGAAUUCAAGCAAAUGAGGAGUAGGGAGGCAAAGCCACCUGCUGGAAGCAGUGAGCCGACAAAGUGCUUGAAGAAGGGUCUGAUGGCAAACCAGGCCCUGGACAAGGAGAGCAAUAACGUCUGCCCCGAAGCUCUGGGGACCAAAGCGGUGAAUGAAGCUGCCACCAUAGAGGAGGAUGAUGAUGUGUUCCAUGAAAACAACACCGCCGCUGGCUUUGCGCAAUAUCCAGCCACAUGGGAUGGUUUCAGGACGAGCAGCCCUGAGGUGAAGGAGCGAACCUUCCAGAUCUCCAGCCCAGAGAGAUCCCCGAUCCCCAUUUGCUCUAGCCCUAUUCCGCGAUCACCUUUGCAGGCUGUAGCCACACACAAAGCUGGGCAGGAAAUCUUCAGUGAUGAGCAGCAGAAAGGAGAGACAAGCCAAUUAAAUGAUGUCCUCCACCUUGCAGGGCAGUCGCUGGCUUCUGAAGCCCAGUCCUCUUGCUGUUCAUCGCUGCUGUUAGAAGCCACGGACUUGUCAAGCUAUGGAGCUAAACUACAAAAAAUGAAGGAUGAAUUCAUAGGUUCAGCCCUGGAACUUAUUAAGAAAAGCUGCAAUGCCGAGACUGCUGCCAAAUCCCCCUCCAAGGGACAGUGUGAUCUGAAGAAAGCCGAUCUCCCCCCUCCGGAGGACAGCCAGCAACCCACAGCGAUGUCCAUGGCAACAGAGGCCUGGGAGGAGAAGGCGAGCAGUGAGACAUCCAGCGAGGCUCAGCCUGCGGGGAACACCUCCAGCCCUGGCUGCCGCCGCUCCAGCUCCGACAUCGUCCAUGAGAGCAGCGCCAAGGCCCAGCGGGAGUGCCGGCUGCGGCCGCACUUCAGCGACCCCAUGCCGACGGACUCGGUGAAGAGGAAGCAGCUGGAGCUGAAGAUCGCGGCGGCGGCGCGGCAGCACGCGCAGAAGCGCCGGCAGGAGCGGGACUACGGUCCCGUGGUAGCCAAAGCCAACCUCGGCCAUGGCGGCAGCUUCGACGAGACUCGCCGCGCCCCACGUGGCUCCCUCCGCUCCCGGCACCACUGGAGCAACGUCAGCAGCCUGAGCACAGACAGCGGGAUCGUCGGCCUGAACGACGCCCGAGAGGAGCUGGAUGCCGGCGGCGAGGCUGCGCGGACCAAGCCGGCAGAGGUGGAGCGGGCAGACAGCGGCAUUGGGCAGACGUCGGCCAGGAAGUGGAGGAGCAGGGCGGCCGAAACGCUGAGCUCCCUGCAGGCCUGGGAAGCCCACCGGCCCUGCACUGACUGCGGAGAAAGGGACCUCCCGGCAGAGACAGACGUGCAGAACUGCAACCAGCGGCGGGCCGACCUGUGCGAGAAGUGCCGCAAGCGCAGGACGGAGCGCAAGGAGUCUGUGCUGGAGUUUGUCAACACGGAGGCCAGCUACGGGGAGGACCUGCGCAUCAUCAAAGAGGAGUUUUACCUCCCCAUGCAAGCGGCCGGGCUGCUGAGUCAAGAGCAGCUCCUUGGCAUCUUCAGCAACAUUCAGGAGCUCAUCGACCUCAACGAGAACUUCCUGGAGAUCCUGCAGGAAGAGAUCGAUCAGGCCUUUGACCAGGGGGAUGACGACCUGAUGACCGUGUGCAUCGGUGAGAUCUUUCUAGAGUUCGUCAACAUGCUGCCGGCCUUCCAGACCUACUGCCUUCAGCAGUCCUCCUCAGUGAACAUGCUCAACGCGCUGGAGAAGGAGAAAGAGCUGCUCAGGAUAUUCCUCGACGUGUCCCAGAACGAUAACACGGCGCUGCGACGGAUGAACCUGCGCUCCUUUCUGAUGGCCCCUCUGCAGAGGGUCACCAAGUACCCCCUGCUGCUCAGCAGAAUCAUCAAGGCCACCACCGAGUACCACCCAGACCACGGCAGCCUGCGGGAGGCCAAGAGCCGCAUCGAGUCCCACCUGGAGCACAUCAACAUGAAAACCAAGCAGGAGGGCAACACGUGGACCCUCCGCUCCUUUCGGCAGGACAGCAAGAAGAAGAGGGAAGUCAUCAACAUCGAGAUGAGGGAAACCGCCCUCAAAACGGUGGGAUGGCUGCGGGAGGAGACACGCUUCGUGAUGGAGGGGGCCCUGCAGCUGGCCCAGCCCCCUGACGGCCAGUGGGUGAAGAAAGGCAGCAAGACCCUCAAGUUCCAAAACAUGCAGGUCCUCCUGCUGGUCAACAUGAAGCGCGUGUCCGAGUCCAGCCUGGAGCUAGCUGAGCCAGGGCCCGUGAAGGACGCCGUGCUGGUGCUCAUCAGGGACAAAAACAAUGGCAAGUUCCAUUUGCUCAGGGAGCCCUUGAGGCUGAGUAAUUGCAUCGUCUCCACUGAUCCUGACUGUGACGACACUUUUGAACUCAUUGAGAUCAGGCGGGAGGCGUUUGUGUUCCGGGACAGCGACCGGGCACGGACUCACCACUGGUUCAGGCAGAUCAGGCGCUACUCAAGGGAGCUGGGCUCCUGGAAGAAGCGGCGCAAUGCGCUGCCCAACAUCAUGAUCAGCACCCCGCACACCCGGCCCUGAGUCCUGCGUGGGCAGCACGCGGGGAGCCUCGGUGGCUUCGACUUGCUCCGCUCCGUGGACGACACAGAAAGGAGCCUCUGACCCAGAAAGAGUUGUGGCUCCUGCCCAGCAGCACUGGAACUGAGUGUUACAGCCUAAUCCUCGUCUCCAGCCUCAGGACUCACGUCCUGCGUGUGGCCGAGGGACCUGCACGCAGGGGCUUCUCUUGAGGAGCAGGCCCCUGGAAGAAAAUACUGAGUUUUAGUUGUUAAUAUUGCACUGUGGGAGAAUGAUGUGUGAUGCUUGCAUUUGCAUGGAUUCUGUUGAAAGCCAGUCUUGACAACAUGAGAGAGGUUUCCACCAUUGUCUAUAUUUCAUCAGCAUUAGGUAAAGUCAGGGUUAAAAUUAGGCGCAGUAUUAUGCAGCAGAGGAGGAAAGUUGGAGAAAAUGUUUUUCACCACUACUCCCCUAAGGACUAUAUUUCAUUUUUCACCUUUGUAUGUUCAGUCAAAAUACUUGUUAAAAAAAAGAAAGGUCGUUCAUCUUUAAUCCAAAUCAAGUAUGUAUCGGUUUGCUCAGAUUCAGCUGCAUGCACACAGCAAACAAAGACAAAAUCAGGCAAGAAUAAAAGGAACUCUUGCUUUCUCACACAUGCACCCCAAAUACAUCUAGAACCUGUGGACGAGCAGUAUGCUCGCACUGGAAGUCUGUUAUUUAACCGGCUUAGGGACUGGAACGUAGCACUGCAUCUGAAAUGUCUCAGACAUGUAUGUAAAUAUCUCUCUGCUACCACUAAUAGUGAACCUAAAAUGCAAUUAUUUAAAUGAUGUAAUCUAGUGUAUUUCAAAAUUUAAUGGAAAGGAACAAUUUACAUUGUACUGUAGAGUAACAUAAAAGGUUUUAAUAAUUAUGUUUCAACGAC